CCGUGAAGAAAAUCCAACUUAAAAAAUAAUCCCUUUUACCAAACUGAUACAGAGACUUCGGAGAAAGAGAGUAUAGAAAAAUAAAAUUAAAAGAAUUUUUUGUUUCUCUCUCCUCAAAGAUUGAGAGCUAAAAAAAAAAAGAAAAAUUUAUUUCUCAAUUAAAAAAAAAGAAAAGAGGGAGCUUUCUUGUGGAAUUGAAUUGUAGCUGGUUUAACGUAGUAGCACUUGGGUUUUUAAGAUAGACAACGUAACCAAAAACUGUUUCAUGUUUGUCUGUUUUGUGUUGUUCUCUUGGUUGUUUUUGGGUUUUCUCUUCUCUUCUUUGUUUGCGGUGCAUUUUCUAUUUUCUCGGGAAAAUCCUUUGUGGGCUUUUCCGGGAAAGUUUUGUCAGAUUCGGAAAAGAUUAUUAAAAAAUUAAGAGGGAGGAAAAUAGAAGAAAAUCCAGAAGAGCUACCAAACAGAUUUUCUGUUUAUCCUUACAGAUUCUUUUGAUCACAAACCUUUCUCGUUUGAUCAUCUCCAAAUACUCAAUCUUUAGAUUUUCAAUUGGGAUUUUUUUUUUGGGGGUAAAUAGACAUUGAAAGAAAUCCUGUGGGUAGAUUCGGUAUCUGCUUCGACUAUUCUCUUGUUCUUCUUCCAUUUCUGGAAUAUCUUUAGGUACUGCAAACAAAAUCUGGGUUCUUCUUCUUCUUCGUCUGGGAAUUAUCUUAAUUCUCUGGAAAAUUUAUUCACUUUAUCUGGAGAUUCACCAGGAAAUUGAAUCCGAUUCAAUUGGAUCGACGCAAACCGGAUUCAGAAUCGAUUAGCUGGCCGUUGACGAUGACUGGUAUGAAGCCGUCAGCCUCGUUAGAUAGCUGGAGGGAGUAUUUCCGGCGAGGAGAGUCCGAUAUAUUUGGGAUCAUCGAUCACGCGAUCAUGGUGGCUGCUGCAGAUUGCCCAAACAAAUUCAAAUCGAGGAGAGACAGAAUCGCCGAGCUUCUCUUCUCGUGCCGAGUGAGCCGCUGCACCGGAUGCGACCACCUCGAGCUAUCGGUUCCGGGAGACGACGAGGCUAAUCGCGGCCGUGGAACCGCCGGGACAGGGAUCGGUGACGACGGCGAUACGGCGGUUGACGGCGAUGAGGAUUAUGAAGUCGGUGGUAGUAAAGAGAGCAAGGCUAACAGUAGCAGAGGAGAUAACAAUCACAUGGAUGAGACGAAUUUGAACAGCAAUCAGAUUGUUAGCAAUUACACCUACGACGAAGCUGAGGCCUUGAGUGAUGCGAUCGAAGAGUUUUCUGUGAUUUCCAAGGAAGUUGGGAGGAUCAGAGAGAUCUUGCUCAACAAAGAAGACGAGCCACACUCGGUGAUACUCGAAUCCUUAAGGAAGCUUAAGUUGAUGUCUUUGAAUGUGGAUAUUCUAAAGAGUACUGAAAUCGGAAAGGCUGUUAAUGGCCUGAGGAAACAUGCUUCUGAUAAGAUUCGCCAGCUUGCAAAGACUCUGAUCGCAGAGUGGAAGGAGCUGGUUGAUCAGUGGGUGAACACCACAAAGGAAAUCACUGGCGGUGCUGAAGGUACACCGGAGUCUGCGAAUCCCUCUGUCGUCGAUGAAGAAGAAGCGUUCCCAUCGCUUCCAUAUGAUGUCGACAUCUUUACACCGCAACCGGACGUAUUUGAGAUGGGAAACUUCUUUGAUUCCAUGGACUUUGAUGGGAAUCCUCGUAACUCUGGGGAAUACAACACAAGCCGAGAACACGAGAGAAGACCUCAAAAUAUCGCCAAGAGAAGACCCGAGGGAACACAUACGAGAAUACAAGACGCUGCUCCUUUUAGAUCUAUUAAGCCAUCAUCAGCUACUGAUUUUGAUGGGAGUAGGAGACCACCUCUAAGGCAAAAGACAGAACAAAGGAUGAAGAACGAAGUGGUAUCUGUUCACAAGUCUGAAAAACCCAUGAUCCAUAGGAAACCGCUUGUUACAGAACAGAAGCGGAGAGCUCCCGGACCUCAACAAGAGAAACUUAAAGGCCUUGAUGCAGACGCAAAGUUUGAGUUUGCUAAGAGGAAACUUCAAGAGAGCUACCAACAUCAUGAGAAUGCCAAGAAGCAGCGAACAAUACAAGUACUUGAGAUGGUACCAAAGCAAGGCAGUGCUCAGAAACCGCAACUCAAGAGACCUGGUAUGAGCAACAGGAGUUGGGCAAACGGGCGUAAAUAGCUUCUUCUCUGUUUACAUGGUGAAUAACUUUUCGGCAAAAGACGUCGUCACAUAGAUACCACAAAUAUCCGCAAAAUCUCUGGCGAAAUAAGGUGUUGAGACACUAGCUCCCCACAAGCUUGGAGACAGAAACAAGCAGAGGAGAACAGAUUCCACAACUUAACUCUACUUUGAACAAUCUGUUUUCUCCUCUGUUUUGUUCGGUCUGGAUUUCACCAAUUUGCAGCAGAUUGUUACUUUCUGUGUUCUACUACAUUCUUGAGACUUUCGGUACAGUCCCGGUUUAGUUUAAUACGGUUUGAUCGGGUUAUGUUCGGUUUUGGGACGCGGGGAAUCUCGCAUUGAGUAAAGAGAGAGAGAGAGAGAGAGAGAGAGAUGUCCCUUACAUUACACAUAAAAAUAGUAGAAUUGUAAAAGAGGAUAGAAAAGCUCUUUCGAAUUGACCGGCUCUUCACCUAACUUUUGUAUAGUGACGUGAAAUGGUUUGGGACACAAUUGAGAUGAUCCCAAGUUUUUCUCCAUAUAAAUGUGAAUGCGAACUGUUUUUCUUCUUUGGCGUGUUG
Messenger RNA from Thlaspi arvense, 2756 nucleotides. NCBI's taxonomy places the organism in Eukaryota, Viridiplantae, Streptophyta, Magnoliopsida, Brassicales, Brassicaceae. The record is from the annotation of a GenBank genome assembly.